AUAUUCGCAAAUUUUACAAAACGAAACGUGAUAAAAAUAGCAAACGAAAGAAAGUCGAAAAAGAAGAAAAUUAAUUUUUUUGGAAAAGAUUUUUUUUAAACCUCGGAACAGGAAAUUUUCCCACGACAUACUUUCAGGCAAUUAGCUGCGUCGAGAUGAAUAAAUUGAAGUCUACACAGAAAGAUAAGGUGAAAAGAUUCAUUUCGCUUACGCAGACUGGCGAACAAACGGCUAUAUACUGCCUGCAACAGAAUGACUGGAAGUUGGAAUUAGCGAGCGAUAACUACUUUCAGAAUCCAGAAUACUAUUAUCGUGAGCUAGAUCGUAAACGAAUUGAACAGCUCUUCCUGCGUUACCGAGAUCCAUGCGAACCACAAAAGAUAACCGCCGAUGGAGUUAUACGUUUUCUGGAAGAUCUCGCCUUAAGUCCAGAUUCAAAGUUGGUCUUGAUUAUUGCAUGGAAAUUCCGCGCUGAAGUGCAAUGCGAAUUCAAACAUGAUGAAUUCGUGAAUGGCAUGGGAGAACUGGGUGUGGAUAGUAUCGAUAAGCUGAAAGCGAAAUUGCCUCAGUUAGAAAUGGAGUUAAAUGAUCCAUCCAAGUUUAAGGACUUUUAUCAAUUUACUUUCAAUUAUGCGAAGGAUCCGGGUCAGAAAGGAAUCGAUUUAAAUAUGGCCAUUGUAUAUUGGAAAAUUGUUCUCAGCAGUCGAUUUAAAUUCUUGGAUUUAUGGUGUAGGUUUUUGGAGGAAAAACAUAAGCGUUCGAUACCCAAAGACACUUGGAAUUUGCUAUUGGAUUUUGCUACUCACAUUGAUGACAAUAUGAGUAACUACGAUUCAGAGGGAGCAUGGCCAGUGCUUAUUGAUGAUUUUGUCGAAUGGUGUCACGAAAAUCAUCUAAUGGCUACCCAGCAGCAUCCUCAGCAACAACAUCAUCAGCUACUCGCUAACUAUCAGCCUCAACUACAGACUAUGCCAGCGCAGCAGCAACAACAGCAGCGCAAUAUAUCGAGCAGUUACCAGCCGACCUCGCAUAGUACAAACAUUAAUUAUGGCUAACGUUUAUUUAAUAUCCUAAUUAUUUUAAUAAUAAAUUUGCUUUUAUUCUUAUUAUUAUAAAUAAUUAUAGCAUAAACUUUGAAUUAGUGAGCGCUUCUUUCAACCUACAAAACCGCCAAUCUACAGAUUGAUAUACACGAAAAUUCAUACAUUCAAACCGCAACUUUUUCGGACCUAAAUAUCGAAUCUCGGCCAGCGCAGAUCAGAGCGUAUACUCGAAAAUUAAACUUAAAACCAAAUUAAAUAAUGUUAUAAAACUGUUGACUGUAGAAUAUGUUUUUGGUUUAUAU
This is a messenger RNA of Rhagoletis zephyria (snowberry fruit fly), 1345 nucleotides long. RefSeq names its product defective in cullin neddylation 1 domain containing SCCRO (gene SCCRO). The record is from RefSeq and is a predicted model, not a curated record. Gene Ontology annotation, molecular function: ubiquitin conjugating enzyme binding; cullin family protein binding; ubiquitin-like protein binding. Lineage: Eukaryota; Metazoa; Arthropoda; Insecta; Diptera; Tephritidae. Gene Ontology annotation, biological process: protein neddylation. Gene Ontology annotation, cellular component: ubiquitin ligase complex.